This is a messenger RNA of Brassica oleracea var. oleracea, 1094 nucleotides long. RefSeq names its product protein EXORDIUM-like 4. The transcript has a single exon. The record is from RefSeq and is a predicted model, not a curated record. NCBI's taxonomy places the organism in Eukaryota, Viridiplantae, Streptophyta, Magnoliopsida, Brassicales, Brassicaceae. The coding region runs from base 49 to 960 and encodes 303 amino acids.
AACCCCAACCUAAAAGCAAAAACCUCCCUCUCUCUCUGCUCUCUCGACAUGGUCUAUACUUACCGUUUAGCCGCUCUUCUUGUACUCCUCUUCGCCACCGUUGGUUUCUCCUCCGCCAUGAUGGACGAGCAGCCUUUCCGUCCGUCUUCCAUCAGUCUCAAUUACAGCCUUUCAGUAACAAAAAAUAAUAUCAGUCUUAAUUACAGCCUUUCGGUAAAAAAAGAUAAUAUCAGUCUCAAUAUCGUUUGGUACGGAAAAUUCAAACCAAUUCAACGGUCCGUCAUCGUAGAUUUCAUCCGUUCUAUCAACUACUCCGAAACCGCCGCAAAAGGUCCCUCCGUCGCGUCUUGGUGGAAGACGACUGAGAAGAACAAAGGCAGCGCUUCAACGAUCGUCGUCGGUAAACAGCACAUCCUCGAGGACUACCCUCUCGGGAAAUCCUUAAAAAGUCCUCACCUCAAAGCUCUGUCAGGCAAACUUAACGGAGGUGGUGUUGGGUCGAUAACCGCCGUUUUGACGGCGAAAGACGUGGCCGUCGAGGGGUUUUGUAUGAACCGGUGCGGGACUCACGGAUCAAAGUCAAGUUCCCUUGACGGUGGAGCUUACGUAUGGGUCGGAAACUCUGAAGAGCAGUGUCCUGGCUACUGCACGUGGCCGUUUCAUCAGCCGUUAUACGGACCUCGGUCUCCCCCGUUGAUUGCACCCAACGGUGAUGUUGGAGUUGACGGAAUGAUUAUUAACCUCGCGACGCUACUGGUUAACGCCGUUAAUGGGGAUCAAGAACCCGCCUCGUUCUGUGUCGACAGGUUCGGGUCCGGUGCUUACCCGGGUUAUGCGGGUCGUGUUCUAGUGGACAAGACUACCGGAGCGAGUUACAACGCUUUGGGUCUCGCCGGUAGGAAAUAUCUUUUACCGGCGGUGUGGGACCCUCAAGCUGCAGAGUGUAGGACUUUGGUUUAAGUCAUAAAGGACUCCUGGCAAGAAUCACUGGUUUGGGAUGUGUUUCUUUUGUUGUUUUGUAUGAAAUGUGAAGAAUAAUAAAACGAUGUGUGAAGAAUAAUAAAACCGAUUUGUAGUCUUCCCUACAAACUUAU